Molecule: messenger RNA, 874 nt
Organism: Acanthochromis polyacanthus (spiny chromis)
Lineage: Eukaryota; Metazoa; Chordata; Actinopteri; Pomacentridae
Gene: c5h1orf74
Product: chromosome 5 C1orf74 homolog
Exons: 1
Coding region: 1-792 (263 amino acids)
Source: RefSeq, a predicted model, not a curated record
AUGUCGGCUCAGGAGCUCUUUGUUGCUGCAGCUCGUGAAUGUCUGUCUGUUGGGAAAAAAUCUCUCUCCGUUCCUCAGACUCUGGACCUGGCUGCUCAGGUGUCGGCUGUUGAUUUGGGGUUGAAACCAGCUCUUCUGUACGACAGUAACGGUGCCUGUGCAGAGCAGGUGCAGCAGUAUUUGAGCUACUUACAGUCUCUGCAGCUUGUGUCUAAAUCACUUACAACACUGGAUUUAAGCGGAAACAGCCUCAUUGCUAAUCCAGUUACAGUCACAGCAAACCUUCAGCAGGUUCUUUGCAGCAACAGUGUGGCUGUGAUUGACGUCUGCCACUCGCUGGAGAAGCCUGCCGUCUCCAACCCACUGAGAGGAGAACUGAAGAGCAUGAUACAAGAUUUUCUGCUUCUUCUUGGACAGUUUCAGCCACUCGAGGAGGCCGAAAAGGCUCUUUACGUCGGAGAGAAAUCUGAGGAAUGGAAUCUGUGCACAGUGUUUGGGCUGUUAUUGGGAUACCCGGUCACCUACUGGUUUGAUCAUGAAAAGAGCUUUGAAAAUUGUCUGUCUAUGACACCACUGACAGUGACGACAGCUUCAGCAACGUGGCAUUCGGACACCGCAGGUCACAGAUGUUGUCUGUAUUCAUUCAGCGUCCCAGCUGCCCUGCACAAAGAGACACAGUCCAACCUGGAGAACUGGAAGCUGUGUCUACAGGAGAGAUUUCAGCAGCAGCAAGUCCUACAGGAUCUCACUAUUAGUCAGUCCACAGUCACUUUGCCCUCAGUCUGUUUGUGAUGCAAGAAUAAGUUUUUCUUUAAAAUAAAUUGCUCUGGAAUAUGUUGGUUUGUUUAUCACGUCAUUAAAGUGUCUCAAAACA